CGUCAUCACGCUGCGCUUCCGGGUUCGGACUUGUUGCGGGAAAAGAAAAACUUGUUUACAUGUUUGAACUGUUUAUCGUCUCUUGCAAGUAUUGUGGUUAGGGUUUGAAGAAGAAUUAAGGAUUGAACUAACUCAGGUAUCUCUCCCCACGCCCCCCGACCUCUGGAGAUCCCCUUCCUCGGCGUCCAUGGAGUCGGAGGGGACUGAAUCCCCAUCGAGGGGCCCGGUGCCUGUAGCUGAAGUCUUCAACUCCAUCCGGGAGCGCACAAUCGCAGAGAACAGCAUGGUGGUCCUGCUCCAGGGUCUGCAGGGAGAGGUGACCACGGUGGACCUGAGGAACGAGAGCACGGCACGGGGCCGCGUGGUCAACGUGGACGCCUUCAUGAACGUACGUCUGGAGGACGUGCUGUACCGGGACAGACGGGGCAAGCUCACCAAGCUGCAGGACCUGUUCAUCACGGGCAGGAACGUCCGCUACGUCCACAUCCCGGACCACGUGGACAUAAUGAAGACCAUGCAGAGCCAGCUGGCCAAGAUCCACCGCGUCCGCAACUUUGCCAGUCGAGGCGGAGGCAGAAAAGAGUACGCAAAGAAAACAAAAUAAAUGAUUUUAUUUUCCGUGGAAGGAUAAAAUGAGAAAAACUCAGCAGAGUACUACUUGUGCAAGACUUCUACAAUAAUACUUUGGGACAACAAGAUAUUUUUCUUUUUUUCUUAGAUUUGAGCACAAAGCACGGGUCUCGGUCAGCACUUUAUGACCAGAGGGGUCACGCUCUGAUAGGAGGGAUAAGAAUGACACAAAUAUGUCCGCAAUACAAAAAAAUAUUUUCUUUUUUGCAUUUUUCUUUGAUGGUGUGAAAAUACAAGAUACCUUCACCUCCUCAGGCCUCUAAUAAUCCUUCAAAUGAAAUUAUCUUAAAAAGGGGGAGAGGGGGGGUCUAAAACGUGUGUGUUCACACCAAGCCCCCGACCUAUGAUGACUUCGGGUCAUGAGACGAAAAGGUUGGCUAUAGCCUGACCAAUUUUCUUUUUCUAGGACUGCAACUAACAAUUUGUUUUAUUACAAAUAAUUAUUACAAUUUCUUGACUAAAUUAUGAAACUUAUGUGAGAAACUUCCCAGAGCCCAAAUGAGAUCAUGUUAUCUCACCACACAAA
Messenger RNA from Cyclopterus lumpus (lumpfish), 1156 nucleotides. It is a transcript of the gene lsm10, whose product is annotated as LSM10, U7 small nuclear RNA associated. The coding region runs from base 188 to 604 and encodes 138 amino acids. The transcript has 2 exons. Gene Ontology annotation, biological process: mRNA 3'-end processing by stem-loop binding and cleavage. The record is from RefSeq and is a predicted model, not a curated record. Gene Ontology annotation, molecular function: histone pre-mRNA DCP binding; U7 snRNA binding. Gene Ontology annotation, cellular component: nuclear body; cytoplasmic U snRNP body. Lineage: Eukaryota; Metazoa; Chordata; Actinopteri; Perciformes; Cyclopteridae.